GCAGCGUUAUGCACGUAUGCAAAAAUGCAUAUAAUCACAUCAGUGCAUUAGUUGUAUUAUUAGAAUCUAAGUGAAAUUUGUAAAUAACAGAUUUGUACGUAAUUCAAAGGGUAAAUUCAGUAAAAAUGAUUGAAGAAAAAAGGUCAAAAAACUAUCAUAAGCCAGAUAUUGGAGUACGUGCCAGAUCAGUCAAAUCUGCUAGAGUACUUUUACAAAAACUUCAUAUUAGGGAAGAUGGUGCUAUAUUGCCAAAAGACACUGUGACGAAACAACACAAAAUCUCAGAAGUGAAAAUUAAUAAAGUAGAAGAAGUACAAGUAGUAACAACAAUAAAAAAUCCUGAAUUAAAAAAAUCAACCAAUACAAUACUCAAUUCGGAAAAUGAAGAAUCAACAUUGCAAUCUACAAAUUCAAUUGAAACUACUAAUGAACUACAAUCUUCUCUUACUGAUAAGUGCCAUGGAGUUGCAUUAUCAACAAAAUCUUACAAAUUCAAGAAAAAAAUAAAGCAUUUGCAAAAUGUUCAACUAAACAAAAGUCUUAAAACUCAAUCUGGAAACAAAUUUUAUCUUGAUAACUCUGUGAUUACUGAUAAAAAGCUAAGUAAGGAGAUAAAGGAACAUCCAGCACUUCUAGCUAAUACUACUACUAUACAAAAAAUUGAGAAUAAUGCUGUGUCUGUUAGAAGGAAACUAUUUAGAAAAAUAAAAGCAAAUGACGAUAAAGAAUGUCUUGGGAAUAAUAACUUAGAGAAGAAUCAUUUAUUAACUAAUCCAGUUCAAGAAACAUCUAGUGCAAAUAAUAAUAACAGAAUAGAUGAAAUCAUUCAAAUAAACACAUCGAGUAAAAGCGGCUGCAUCAAUGUUCGGAAUUCUUCACCAAAUAUUUCUACAUCUAUUACAUCACAAGGAAUCAGUAGUACAUCUGUCAUACAAGAAAAUAAUUCAAACAUAGAAGAUAAUAGUAUAAGAAAUACGAUUUCUACUAGAAAUAAAUUACGCAAAAUAACAAAGGCGAAUAAUACUUCUACAACCAAUGCUUGCCCAGUUGAAAUUUAUAACGAAUUUACAAUUACACAAAUAAAUAAGAAACAAAUAUCUGUGGAUAAAACAAUUGAACGAAUUGAAAAUAAUGACUCAAGCAAUCUAAUCAAAACUAGAAGUAAAAUUUACAAGAAAAAUACAGAUAAUAGUGAAAAACCUGUACCAAAAUUAACACUAAAACAAAUAAGUAAUAAAUUUUCAAUGAGCAAAACAAUACUUAACCACAAAGUGAAAGAAAAUGACUCUGAAGAUACACAGGAUAACAAAAAUAAUAAAAAAACAACUUCAACUAGAAGUAGAUUGUGUAAUGUGAAGAAAAUAGAUAAUCAUGAUAAAUCAUUCAUUGAGAAUGAUCCAACGCAGUCAAAACAAAAAGAUUCCAUCUUAAAUGUAUCUGAAAUUCAAAUGAAUAGUAGGUUUCCAUCAGCUGGAAAAAUAGGAAAUAAUUUGAAUUUUACCUCAGAUAUAAUGAUAGAAAACAAAACUACUAGAAAAAAUUCAUCAAAAAAAGUGAAAAUGAAUAAUGACAAGAAAUUGAAACCAAGGGAAGUUAUUAAAAGUAAAAGGACAGAUUUAUUACAAAAUAGUCCUAUUUCAAAUUCAUCUCAGGUUUCUCUUGAAGAGACAAUUGAAAAGUCAAAAGUUGAUUCUGAUGCAUCUCCAAACAAAGAGAUUGUGAAAAAUAAAAUUAAAACUAGAAGUAAGAUACUUCAGAAAAAGAAAGUUGAUGGUGAUAACAAUACUGAUGGAAACGAAGUAACACAAGCAGAAGAACAUUUUGCUUCAAUUUCAUCUGAAAUACAAUGUAAUAGUGAAUUUUCAAUAUGUGAAAAUGUAUUUAAUCAGAUAAUCAGUUUAGUAGAUCUAAAUAAAACUCAAGAUAUAUUUAAUAAAGAGAAGGGAAUGUCAACUAGAAGCAAGACACUUGAUAAAAAGUAUACAGCUUACCAAGAUAAGCCUAUUAUAGAACAUAAUCUUUUGCAAACAAAAAAUGUUCAACCUAUACUAUCUUCAGUUCUUAUUGAUGACAAAAAAUAUUUAGCUAGUAGAAACUCAAGUGGUAAAUGUAAAGUUGUGAAUGAGUUUUUAAACACAACAGAUAAUUUACAACAUAUCAUUUCCGUAAGAAACAAAUUGAUUGCAAAAGCAAAAGUAGAUGACAACAAAAAGUUGACUGUAGAAAAGCUCAGUAUUGAUACAAUAACUGUACAAUCAAAAAAAAAUCAAAACGUGCCAACAUCCACUGAUGAUCAAAUUAGGAAUAAGUUAUCUACAGAUAAAAAAUUACUUAACAUUUCGAAACAAAAUUCAACUAGAACUCCCAAAAAAGUUGACACAAAUACAAUAUCUACAAGAAGCAGAGCAGAGAAAGAAAAAAAAAAUAAUGACAAAUCUUUUCAGAAUCAAAUAAUAUGUGUUGAGCAAAAUCAUUCUACAUCUGAUUCUCAAAUAACGAAAAAUAGUAAACAGCUUUUACUAAACGAAAUACUGAAAGAUAGUUUGAAAUUUUUGGCUAAUACACCUGAUACCAAAGAAAACGAUUUAACAAUACGUAAAUCGCAUGAUAAAAAGGAGAACGCUAGCCAAAAAGAAAGUCACAUGGAAAAUAAAAUAGAAAAAGUAAAACAAAGUCAGUUGACAUCAAAACAAACAGACGUUCAAGUGAGCAGUAAAUUAUCAUUAAUUACCUCACCUAUUGAUAGCCAAGAAUAUUUAACAGAUUCUACAAAGGCCAUAGAAGAUAUAGAUAAUACAAUUUUGACCAGUAGUAAAAAAAUGCUUGAAAAAGAUAAAAUAUAUGAUCAUGAAAAUAGUAAUCUUGAUAAUAAUAGUAGUAACCGAAGACAUAAAACUGAUUCAAAAAAGACUUCAAAAAACAUAGAUCUCAAGAAUAUAAUUUCUAUUAAAAGUAACCUAAUUAAGAAGAGUGAAACAGAGAAUCGCGAAGAAUUUAUUACUGAUAAUGAAGCAGUACAUAUUAAAAAACAUCAUCCCGCAUUAAAUUCUUCUCGAUUACAGUCUAGCAAUGAAUCUACAUUAGAUAUAAUUAAUUCACAACUUAUACCUCAUGCAGUUUCAGUUAAUAUUAAUGAUUCAAGCAAUGCUAUUACAACUAGGAGAGGAUUAACUAGGAAAAUAAAAGCAGAUGUAAACUCAGUGUCAAAGAUGAUACCUCUCGUUGAAAAUCAACAUUGCUCAUCCAAAUUACAAACGUACAAGUGUACCAUACAACAAUCAAAUAUUAAUUCAGGAAAUGAAACAAACAAUUCUAAGAUAAACAAAUAUCAAUAUGUCUGCUCCGAAAAAGAAAUAGUAAUUAAGUUAGUUAGAUGUGAUCAAGAUCAGCUUAAAAAUAUAUGUUUAUCUGAAAGAGGGACACCUAAAAAGAAGGUACUGCAAGGUAAACGUAAAGGAAACCGCAUACCAACUGUUGAAGAAGAAAUAAAGGCUAAGAAAUCUAAGCAAAUCGAUCCCAGUAAUGAUAAUGUGGAUUCACAAGUUUCUACUGUAAAUCAACAGCUAACAGUUGUCAACCAACAACCAUUGGACACUAUCGAGAAUAUUGAGAAAUUAGUAAUAGAAUCACAAAAUAAUAUAGACUCCAGUAUCAGUGAUAUUUACAUUAUAAAAAAUAGUGAAAAUGUUUCUAAUAUUUGUGAAGCAACAGAAAAAGAUAAAUGUAUUGAAAAUGUAUCGCAUAUCAAUACUGCGGAUAAUGCAAAUUAUGUUACUGAAAGUCCUGAAACAUCAGAAAAAGAAAAUCAAUAUGAUAAUGAACAUAUAGAAAAUGGAAAGAAAAUUAUUGUACAUAAUCCAAGUGACAAUUGUAGUGUAAAUGAAGAGGAAAUACUUGAAGAUAAAGGCGAAGGAAUAUUUUCCGAUACGUCCGAAAAGGAAACAAAUACUGAAAUUCAUGUUAACAAUGAUGUCAUAAUUGGGGAUAAUAUAUCUACAACUGCUAUUCAAAAUAAAGAAAGCCAUAGCGUUAUAGUUCGAAAAAUGGUUGAAGAAGUAAUCAAUGAUUGGGCUGUUGUAGAUGAUGACAAGACUGAUAAUAUUUGUGUAAAUGGAAAUUUCUCAACGCCUGAAGUCAUACAAAUUGAAGAUAAUGAAGAUUUAGAUGUAAUAAUUGAUGUACAUCAAAUGGCUGUGAAUACUGAAAAAGAAAAAGAUUCUAGUCAUAAUUUACGUACAACAUUUCGUGAAAAUACUGAACUCGAUAACAUUGACAUAUCUAAUAGUCCACUGAUUGAUUCAGAAAAAAGUGCAAAUACAAUUGACAAUAAAACUGUUGAAAAUAAGGAAUGCAAUAAUAUGCACAAAGAAUCUCGUCAAUCAAAUUCAACCUCGGAACAGACCUCGGAAGUGUCGGAAGCUGAAGACAUUGAUGACAGCAAUUUCGAAUCAAUCGAUGAAAGUUCUUGUGCUGAAAUAUUUGCUAACGAAAACCAUAAUGACCAAGAAGACAAUGUGCCUCAAGAAACAAUUACAUACUAUAACAGUGAAGAUAUUUCCAUAGACAAUGGUGCUCCAACUGACAACAAUACAUUGAACGAUAUAGUUAUGAAUUUGAAAGAUGCCUGUGAUAAAAUAACAGCCGAUUUGAGUGCAGUUGAUACAUCUUACGCUAAUAAUGAAGAGCCGUCGAACCAUCACGAACCUGAGCUACUGUAUAUUUCCGAUGAUUCUAACGAAAUGGAAGAAAAUGAAGUGGAAGUAAUGAUUCUUGAACCACAAAUCGAAAUUCAUGAAACAGAACCAUCACCGGUAGAGCAACAAGGACUUAUCAUUUCGAAUCAGUUACAACAAGUAAUGCAACAGGGAAGUCCUUCAAUUUCAGUCAUUAAAGCUUCUGAGCUGCGUGAUGAAGUACUCGAACCUCCCGUAGAAUAUCCUAUCAAACCAACUGGACAGAGAGUUGUACAUCCACAAAGACAAAUGUUAUCGACAACUUUGUUACCUGCGAGCAUCAUUAACGACAAACAAUGUCCUUCAUCAAUAUUUACCGAAGAUUCAAUAAUUCAGUGUCCAAAGUGCAAAUGUGAAUUCGUUGGCAAGACUAGGCUACGUCAUCACUGGUUAACCUGCGCCGACGCAAUGUAUUUAUGUUGUCCAUUCUGCAUAACCAAAGUAAAACAACGACGUAGUCUCAUUCAUCACCUCAAUACACAACACCAGAAUCAAAUAACUAGUGCAGAUGCCAUCAAAGUUGUCGAUCGAGUCGUAAAGGAAACGAGAGAAGUUGCUGGUGGUAUACUCCGUCAAGGUUCCAGUUUUGCACUUCGAGAUUUAUUAAGAAAUACUCUUACAAUACCGGUUAUUGAACUGCCUGCCUUCAUUCGUGUUCAGUGCGUAGUGUGCAACAAGAUGUACGAUGAAAUUCCGGCUACUUACAAGAAGACUUGCGAUGAUUGUUCGAGCGACUUGAUGACCGCAAUAUGUCAACUUUGUCGCAAACAAUAUAUGCUCUCGACUAAAAUAGCCGUUCACGUGCAGGGUAACUGUAUAUUCAGUGGUCGCAUUAAAUGUCGAGAUUGCGAGUUUGUCAGUAGCAGCAGAUAUCAUCUACAAGAACAUAUUAUUCGUAAACAUAUUUAUCUCGCUCCAGAAGAUUACUAUACAUGUCGUCUCGGCUGCGGUAAGAGUUUUCGAGUUCAGGAUGCUCUCAAGAAACACGAACGGAUUUGCAUCAAAGAGGCUGAUCUGAAUUGUAGAUUCUGCGAUUACAAGACCAAGCAUCGUUCUGCUAUGAAGAUGCAUUUACAGCAGCAUAUCUUACAUAAGAAGUUAACUAUUGACAAUGACGGCACUGUUCAAGUUUGCGGACUACAAGACAGAAGUGAAACGGAAGAUGACGAUAGAGACUUGAUAACUGAACAACAGAUACGAAGUGUUAUCCGUGUGCAUUGUUCACGUUGCAACCGCACACUCCGACUGACUAGCAAUCGAUCAUCCUGCGAAUUCUGUAAAUUGUCGUUUACAUUUAGUUGCUCACGCUGCCCAAACUUAGGACGCCUGGAAUCUUUGCACGCAGCUCGCCUUCAUGUGAUUCGUUCACACAGCGCCAAAAUCCACGAAUGUCCCCACUGUAUCCAAAAAUUUUCCUACGUGUAUGAUCUUACUAGACACAUAUCCAGAUGCAAAGCGAAAAAGUUCAGAUGCGAACAUUGCAACUACCGAGCCAAUGAAGAACACAAGAUCCGUCAACAUAAGCGUCGUGUUCAUUUUUCUAUCAUCAACGAGUCGCCUUUCUGUAAAAAGUGCGGUAAGUGGUUUAACCGUGGCGAUAGUCUCAAGAGACACGAGAAAAUGCAUUGCGGUGUCAAGCCUGGAUUAUCUUGUGAACAUUGUCAAUUCAAAACUAAAACUAAAUUCAGCCUGCUCAGACAUAUUCAAAGUCAACACGCUUAUAUUUAUGAGAAUUUCAGCUUUGUCUGCGACAGGUGUAAUAAGUUUUACACUAAUAUGUUUGCUUACGAGGAACAUGUUAAGAAUUGCCAUGCUUUGUAUAAGAACUGAAUUAUCUUAUCAUACCGUGACUGCCUUCCACACGUGUAUUACGCGUAAUACUGUAAUGACGAUUUUUUCUUGUUCUGAUUUUCGAUUUUAAAAUAGUUGCGAUAAAGACUUUUCAAGUACAAAUUUACUUUUAUAUUAACUAGGUGUGAUUAUUAGUAUUUUUGUCUAAGUUGCAUCAAAUGAUAGAUGUGUUAUAAUUUAUGAGAUUUUUUUUUGUUCAUUUUAUAUAUUCCUUUAUUGUUUUAUUGAUGCUCUUGAGUUUGUAUUAGAACGCACUAAUUUAUAGAGUUCUUUUUUCCGUAUUAAAAGAUUUUAUUGAACAAAUUGUAUUUAACGAUUAAAAUGGUAUAGAUACUUAUUUAAUUAUCUACCCAUUUCAAUAUCAAUGCGGUUCAUUGUCUGAAUAAGUUAUAAAGAAGCUAAAUUCAUAGUUUAUUUAUUGUAUAUCGGUACAAAAUAGAGAGAGAUUAAAAUACUAUAUUUUAUUUCUAAUAAAUAAAUUUAUAUUACAGUAUGAGUAUUUUUUGAGUUUGUUACACAAGUUACUUUAUUAAAAAAGAUA
This is a messenger RNA of Phymastichus coffea, 7125 nucleotides long. RefSeq names its product protein PFC0760c-like. The coding region runs from base 126 to 6563 and encodes 2145 amino acids. Lineage: Eukaryota; Metazoa; Arthropoda; Insecta; Hymenoptera; Eulophidae. The transcript has 22 exons. The record is from RefSeq and is a predicted model, not a curated record. Gene Ontology annotation, molecular function: DNA-binding transcription factor activity, RNA polymerase II-specific; RNA polymerase II cis-regulatory region sequence-specific DNA binding.